Messenger RNA from Fragaria vesca subsp. vesca, 2513 nucleotides. Its product is annotated as sucrose synthase 6-like. The transcript is spliced from 13 exons. Gene Ontology annotation, molecular function: sucrose synthase activity. The coding region runs from base 3 to 2513 and encodes 836 amino acids. The record is from RefSeq and is a predicted model, not a curated record. Gene Ontology annotation, biological process: sucrose metabolic process. Lineage: Eukaryota; Viridiplantae; Streptophyta; Magnoliopsida; Rosales; Rosaceae.
AAAUGGCUUCUGCAGCAGCAGCCAUGACGCGAUCAGACUCCAUAGCUGAAAGCAUGCCCGACGCACUGAGGCAGAGCCGAUACCAUAUGAAGAGGUGUUUUGCUAAGUUCAUUGAAAAGGGAAAAAGGAUAAUGAAACUGCAGCAUUUGAUGAAUGAAAUGGAGUCAGUCAUAGAUGACAAGGUUGAAAGGAACCAAGUCUUGGCAGGAGUACUUGGCUAUAUAUUGUGUUCAACUCAGGAAGCAGUUGUUAGUCCUCCACAUGUUCUCUUUUCAAUAAGACCAAACCCUGGAUAUUGGGAAUUUGUUCAAGUCAGCUCUGAGGAUCUCUCAGUUGAGGCCAUCACUGUGAGGGACUUCUUGAAAUGCAAAGAAACACUAUAUGAUGAGAAAUGGGCCAAUGAUGAAAAUGCAUUGGAGGUGGAUUUUAGAGCAAUUGACUUCUCUACUCCCCACUUAACUCUAUCGUCCUCGAUUGGAAAUGGACUCGACUAUGUUUCCAAGUUCAUCACUUCGUCGCUAGCUGGGAGAUUGGAGAACUCACAGCCCCUUGUGGACUACUUACUUUCACUGAAUCAUCAAGGAGAACAACUUAUGAUAAAUGACACCCUCAACACUGCUGCAAAGCUUCAGAUGGCCCUGAUUGUCUCAGAAGUAUACCUCUCAGCGCUUCCCAAGGACACUCCAUUUCAAAAUUUUGAAAUUAGGUUUAAAGAGUGGGGAUUUGAGAAGGGCUGGGGAGACACAGCAGAGAGAACCAAGGAAACAAUGAGAACUCUUUCAGAAGUACUACAAGCCCCAGACCCACUUAACAUGGAGAAGCUUUUAAGCAGGCUUCCUACCAUAUUCAAUGUUGUGAUAUUCUCUCCUCAUGGCUAUUUUGGCCAAGCUGAUGUUCUUGGUUUGCCAGACACUGGUGGGCAGGUGGUUUACAUUCUGGAUCAAGUUAAGGCUUUGGAAGAAGAAUUGCUCCUUAGAAUUAAGCAACAAGGGCUUUCUGUGAAACCUCAAAUUCUUGUGGUAACAAGACUCAUUCCUGAGGCAAGGGGAACUAAGUGCAAUCAGGAGUUGGAAGUCAUCAAUGGCACCAAGUACUCAAACAUUCUUAGGGUUCCAUUUAGGACAGAAAAAGGGGUCCUGCGUCGUUGGGUUUCUCGUUUUGACAUCUACCCCUAUCUUGAGCUGUUUGUGCAGGAUGCUACAGCCAAAGUCCUUGACCUCAUGGAAGGAAAGCCUGAUCUAAUUAUUGGAAAUUACACUGAUGGGAAUUUGGUGGCCUCUUUGAUGGCUAACAAACUUGGAAUAACUCAGGCAACAAUUGCACAUGCUUUGGAGAAGACCAAGUAUGAAGACUCAGACAUCAAGUGGAAGGAAUUAGACCCUAAGUAUCACUUCUCAUGCCAAUUUCUGGCAGACACGAUUUCGAUGAAUGCAACAGAUUUUGUCAUUGCAAGCACAUUCCAGGAAAUUGCAGGAAGCAAAGACAGACCAGGACAAUAUGAAAGCCAUACUGCAUUUACUCUCCCAGGGCUUUGUAGAGUUGUCUCAGGCAUCAACGUAUUUGAUCCCAAAUUUAACAUUGCCGCACCUGGAGCGGAUCAGUCUGUCUAUUUCCCUUACACUGAGAAACAAAAAAGAGUCUCUUCAUUUCAUCCUGCAAUUGAAGAACUACUUUAUAGCAAGGAGGAUAACAAAGAGCAUAUGGGGUUCCUAACAGACAGGAAAAAACCUAUCAUCUUCUCAAUGGCAAGGCUUGACACUGUUAAGAACAUUACUGGCUUAGUUGAAUGGUAUGGGAAAAACAAGAGGCUUAGAAAUCUGGUUAACCUUGUGGUAGUUGGAGGCUUCUUUGACCCUUCAAAAUCAAAAGAUAGAGAGGAAAUAGCAGAAAUAAAAAAGAUGCAUUCAUUGAUAGAGAAGUACCAACUCCGAGGUCAGAUCAGAUGGAUAGCAGCACAGACUGAUAGGAACCGCAACGGAGAACUCUACCGUUGUAUUGCUGACACCAGGGGAGCUUUUGUCCAACCUGCUCUAUAUGAAGCUUUUGGUCUUACUGUCAUUGAGGCAAUGAACUGUGGAUUACCCACUUUUGCAACCAACCAAGGAGGGCCAGCUGAAAUCAUUGUUGAUGGGAUCUCUGGUUUCCAUAUUGAUCCCAACAAUGGUGAUGACGCAAGCAACAAAAUUGCUGAUUUUUUCGAGAAAUGCAAAACUGAGGCUACAUACUGGGAAAAGUAUUCAAAAGCGGGUUUGCAACGCAUUAAUGAAUGCUACACCUGGAAGAUAUAUGCAAACAAGGUAUUGAACAUGGGGUGCACUUAUACUUACUGGAGGCAGUUGAACAAAGAGCAGAAACAGGCAAAGCAAAGAUACAUCCAGAUGUUCUUUAAUCUCCAAUAUAGAAAUUUGGUGAAGAAUGUGCCUAUCCCAAGUGACGAGGCUGAACAACCAGCACCAAAGCCAGUCCCCAAAUCACAGACGACUCUAAGGCAUGUUAUGCUAAAAGACAUGUAG